AUGGGAGAUUUACCUGUGGAACGAGUUUCUCCAGCGCCAGCGUUCCUACGCGUCGGGAUAGAUUAUUGUGGCCCGUUUGAUGUCCGUAAUUCUCAGCGCAAAGGGGAUUGGGUGAAAUGUUACAUAUGUCUAUUUGUAUGUCUUGUUGUUAAGGCUGUUCACAUAGAAGUCGUGUCCGAUCUCACGACCGAGGCCUUUAUUGCUGCCUUAAAAAGAUUCGUUGCAAGACGAGGAAAACCUGAGAGCAUAUCUUGCGACAAUGCAACUAAUUUCGUAGGUGCUCGACGAGAAUUGCGUGAACUACAUAGAUUAUUCCGAGCAGAACAGUUCAGGGAUUCCGUCGUCACAGAAGCAGCUAAGGAGGCGAUAGAGUUUAAAUUCAUUCCUGCAAAAUCACCAAAUUUCGGUGGGUUGUGGGAGGCAGCCGUCAAAUCACUCAAAGGUCACAUGCGGAGAGUAAUUGGUACCAGUAUUCUAAGACCAGAUGAAUUUCUGACAGUUGUCACCCAAAUUGAGGCCUGCCUAAACUCCAGGCCUAUCACACAGAGAUCUGGAAGCAUUGACACCGGGGAACUUUUUGAUCCAACGACCCCUUACUGCAAUUCCAGAACCGAGCUUAGCAGAAAUUCCGGAGUACAGAUUGAGUAG
Topomyia yanbarensis is the source of this 648-nucleotide messenger RNA. RefSeq lists its product as uncharacterized. NCBI's taxonomy places the organism in Eukaryota, Metazoa, Arthropoda, Insecta, Diptera, Culicidae. The coding region runs from base 1 to 648 and encodes 215 amino acids. Gene Ontology annotation, molecular function: nucleic acid binding. Gene Ontology annotation, biological process: DNA integration. The record is from RefSeq and is a predicted model, not a curated record. The transcript has a single exon.